This is a messenger RNA of Hermetia illucens (black soldier fly), 5932 nucleotides long. RefSeq lists its product as uncharacterized. The coding region runs from base 62 to 5743 and encodes 1893 amino acids. The record is from RefSeq and is a predicted model, not a curated record. Gene Ontology annotation, biological process: regulation of transcription by RNA polymerase II. Gene Ontology annotation, molecular function: DNA-binding transcription activator activity, RNA polymerase II-specific; zinc ion binding; RNA polymerase II cis-regulatory region sequence-specific DNA binding. Gene Ontology annotation, cellular component: nucleus. NCBI's taxonomy places the organism in Eukaryota, Metazoa, Arthropoda, Insecta, Diptera, Stratiomyidae. The transcript has 6 exons.
UCACUUGUUGCUUUUAAUGGAGACAUUCUUGACCAAAACAAGUGCAUAAACCUUAAUAAAUAUGGAUUUAGUACCAUUUCUAAAUUCGGGUCUUCUAGCAAAUAUUAAAUUAGAGAAAGAGAUUCCAACCGAGUUCUUAGAUGACCCCGAAACUGAGAGAAAUUGUGCAAAUUACCUUAAUAUUGACCAGAAACCGAAGUAUGGUCGCGUCUUGAUUUCAGCUAGUGGCAAAUAUACCUUAUUGUGUGAUGGCUGUAAGGGCCGUUUCGACAGUACGGAUUCAUUUACCAGGCAUGCUAAGGGGGUAUACUCGGGUUGUGGCAUAUGGAAGGAUAGCAACGAUGGAAUUUCCAUCAACAAGGUCGCCUUCGAGCGAGGCGAUUUUAGAAGUAAAGAGGACAUUAAGGAGGAUAUCACUGUGUGCAGGAUUACGAAAGACUUCAAUGUGAAGGAAUCUGUGACCAAUGAUCGGGAGACUAUUGUCAGAAACGAAACCUCAAGUAAAGAGAAAAAUCUAUGCUUCACUAAAUGUUCGGAAUCAACGAAGAAACCAAAUGUGAUAAUUACCGCUAAACCCAUCUACGAUGAGAAAAAAAAUUUUUGUAUCACAUGCGAUCGUCAGUGGGAAUCGCGGAAGACUUUUUUGCGACAUAAAUAUUAUCACAGGGAGAAGUUCCGUAAGCAGAUGAUGGCCCGUUCAAAUCAAGGCAGACAGGAAGAUAUUUCAGGCGAGGUUAUAGUCAAGGAUGAGCUAGAUUUCGGAGACUACGAGAUGCAUGACUCAGCAUACAAUGAAGGAAGCAUUAAAACAAUAGACGAUGACGGGGCAGAACGACUGAGGUUAUAUUCCGGCGAUACGCUCGAUUCACAGUCUUUUCAUGGCGGAUCUUCAGUACAAGGCUGGAUUAAGACUGAACCCAUGACCAAUACAACGAACGAGGACGGUGUAAGAAACGAAAUGAUAAGUGCGACACUUGGUAAAUUAGGGUUGGUAACCUCAGAAGAGAAAACAUCGCUAUGCGAGGAUGUUAGUGGGAAAUAUGGAACAGAUGCAGACCAAGGGCUAGAGUCCGGUGGGAGCGCAUCAGUCGUAUUUGCUUUGGAGCCCGAUUUCGACGAUGCCAAAACCUUGUGUAUUACCUGCAAUUGUCAAUUCAAUUCGAAGGAAGCAUUCAAGCGCCAUAAAAAGAUUCAUAAAUCGGAAAUUGUAAAGUGGAAGAUCGCUAAUGGUUUCGAAGUGGAACAAGGGAAGAUCAAAGUGGUAUUUUCUGAAAAUCCGAUCUUCGAUGAUGAGAAGAACUUCUGUAUCACAUGUAAUCGCGGAUUCACCUCCAUAGACAGCUUUAAGACUCAUAAGAAAUUGCAUAGAAGGAAAAUUCGCGCCAAGGGAGGUUUUAUUAAGACAGAAGCAAGAUUUUCUUGUGAAUUCUGCUCGGAACAAUUAAGAUCAGAAAUCGGCUUAAGAACACAUAUUGUGUCGCAACAUGGAGAUAACAUUCCAGAGUUCCUACAAAAUGAUCCAACAUACCUUGAAUGUCGAUUUUGUUUUAUGCGUUUUGAGAAGCCAACAGAACGUUUCCAACAUGAGAAGAGCCAUUCUGACGAACCAGAACCAUAUCGAUGCCCAGUUUGCCCGAAAUCAUUUGCCAGGAAUAUGCACCGCAAAAUUCACGAAUCCAUUCAUAGAAAAGAUCGUCCAUUUCGCUGUGUACAUUGUCCUAAAUCCUUCUCAACUCGGCAACGCCUCAAUAGUCAUGUUAGAUGUGUACAUUGUAGCAAGAAACCAUUAAUGUGCGAAGAUUGCGGAAAGAUAUUUGAUUCCAAAGUACAGCUUAGGAGACACAGCUUAGCUCACACGAAAGAAAAAAAUUAUGAAUGUGAUGAAUGUGGGAUUCGACUCCGCCAUCAAACGAGUUUAUAUAGGCAUAAGAAAAGACACGCUAAUCAACGUGACUUUAAAUGUGAAAAAUGCGAAAAAUUAUUUUUCACCAACGGCGAAUUGCUCGGUCAUAUGAGUGUGCAUUCCGAGGUGUAUUUUCAAUGUCCGCAUUGUGAAAAGCGAUUUAGAAGGAAGAAUAAUAUGACGGCUCAUAAAAAGGUACAUGAGAAGGUCGAUGAGGAUAGUGAAUCGCGUGAUCUAGAGGACGAGAAUAGUCAAGAGUGUGAAGGGGAGAAAGGCAAAAAGUUGAAAUUUAAGUGCACUGCAAAGGUAUUCUCACUAGAACCUCAGUUCGAUGAAGAAAAACACUUUUGCAUCACAUGCAAUCGUCAAAUGCACUCGAUUGAAGCAUUCAGAUUUCAUAAAAGUAGUCAUAAAUUCAAAAUUCAUAAAUGGAAGCAACGCAACGGAUGGGAAAUAAAAAAAGGACCCAUAAGAAUAGUGUUUUCUGAAAAUCCCAGUUUCGAUGACGAGAGAAACUUUUGCAUUACAUGCAAUCGUGGGUUCGCUACCAGAGCUACCUAUAGAUGUCACAAACGAAUACAUAGAAUACGGAUUCGUAAACGACAAGGCCUUCUGCCGAAAGCUACAAUUUCAUGCGAAUUUUGCACUAGACAAUUCCGAUCAGAAGCAGGUUUACGAGAGCAUAUUGUGCCCCAUCACGGAGAUAAGAUCCCGACGUCGCUCAAAGACGAUCCAACAUACCUAAUGUGUCGAUUCUGUCAUGAGCAGUUUGAAAAACCAACAGAACGUUUCCAACACGAGAAAACCCAUGCCAACGAAGAAAAGCCGUAUAGAUGCCCACUAUGCCCGAAAUCCUUCACCAAAAGCUCAGCUCGUAGAAUUCAUGAGUCAUUCCAUGGUGAAACUCGUCUAUUUCCCUGUUUGCAAUGCCCAAAAAUUUUUGGAUUCCUUCCAUAUCUUAAUCGUCAUGUGGAACGUGUUCAUUCUAACGUAAAAUCAUCACAAUUAAAAAUAAAAUCAUAUCCGUGCAAGAAGUGCGGAAAUUCAUUUAACACGAAAAGAAAACUAGCAUCGCACAAUGUUACUCAUAUAAAAGAAAAACCGCUUGAAUGCGAGGAAUGCGGUAUCCGAUUCUCAGGCCUACAAAGUUUACGUGUACAUAAGAAAAGGCAUGCUAACCGGCGGAAUUAUAAAUGUGAAAAAUGUGGAACAUUAUUCCUCACUGACGCUGAAUUUCAAAAGCAUAUGUCUAAGACCUCUGACGAUGGUGCGUUUCAGUGCCCGAUUUUUGACGAGCAGUCCGAGGGGGGGAACUCGUUAAUUGUUAAAAAGGAAGUAGAAGACUGCGAGGAAACGUAUAGUUGCCCGAUUUCCGAAGAAAAAUUCACGCAACAUAGUGAAUUGCAAUCGCAUUUCGAGCCCUAUGGAUUAGGGACUAGCCGCGAAUUCCUAUUUUCUGUGGAAGAUUUAUUACUCAAAAUAAAGCCUUUGAACGUGAAUUUGAUAUCUGUACUGAAUUCGGGAAUCCCGGCAGAGGUUGAAUCACAACAGGAAAUUAUAGAAACGUUGCUAGAAGGCGAUGAAGCUGUGGGUGGUAAUCAAGGUUCUUCAAGCGUCGACCUGAGAGCGAAGUGCGGACGUAUCCUGAUAUCACUCACUGGAAAAUAUUUCGCAGUUUGCGACGCUUGUAACUCUCGUUUUGGCGGUAUGGAUUCAUUAAGCAAACAUCUAAAGGAACCCCGCUCGGACUGUUGUGUACGGGAGGAUAGCUGUUUUGAAAUUACGGCCAGGGAGGAAGUCGCUUCCAGCAAAGACGCAAUUGAAGAGAAAGAAAUAACCGUAACAAAAACCGAUGUAACUUGUCCUCCGAAAAACACCAUUCCUAAUAAAUUUGUCAUCAAUAUUUCCGACAACAUCGUUGCGAAGGAUAACCAUGAUCAAGCCGAACCUCAACAUUCCAAAGUAUCUUCGAUAAUAUCAAGAGAACCUACAGUGAUACUAACCAACGAAUCUAACGAAGAUAAACAGUUAGACAUUAUCUACGAUCAUCAGUUAGACUCCAGAAAAGCCUUAAUGCAACAUAGGAGCUCUCAUAAGGAGCUGUUUCGUCGGCCCAAGAGACCUCGUUUGCAUUCUAACAAGGAAGAGAGUACAUCAAACGAAUCUGGAACAAAGGACGAGUUGAAUAUUGGAAAUUAUAAGGACCAAGGAUCAGCAAAACAGAAGGAGGCAUUCCCGAGUCCAUACCCUUCUCGUUCGGAAUUCUUGGAGAGCAGCUGUAAUAAUAUGCAACCCAAGCCUGUCACAUCAAUUGAUGCAAAUACUCAACAACUGAACGUGGCUGGACAAAAAGGAGAAACCUCGGGAGAAAGUGUUCAAAAAUCUGAAUCAGAGAAGGACCAAGAAAUGAAUGUGAGCUUUGGCACGUUGAUAAAGGCUUUUUUGAGUCAUGAUUAUCAUCGGACGCCACCAAUUAAAGCUUUUGCGAUAAUGGGCAUUGAUACGCGGCCUAUUCAUCAGCAAGGAUUGAUGAAGGUUGCGGAUACCCCAUCAGAGGAUGCUACUCAUAGCGAAAAAUCAUCGCCUUGCGAAGGAAGCAGUCGCCAAUGUGCAAGUGAGAAAGACCACGAUCUGGUUCCAAACUCCAGCGAAUCGGUUAUAGGCAAACGUACUGAAUGUGAACCAAAUAAGAUUGGAAACUCAACUGAAGUUGAAUUGGCCAAGAAAAAUGGAAAAGUGAUAUUUGCAGCUAAACCUAAGUUCGAUGACGAAAGACAGUUUUGCAUUACAUGCAAUCGUCAACUGGAUUCCAAAGAAUCAUUCAGACUCCAUAAAAAUAGGCAUAAAAGACAAAUUCGUAUGUGGAAGCUUCGGAAAGGAUGGGAAAUCAAACGGGCGUCCAUAACCAUCGUAUUUUCCCAGAACCCAGAAUUCGACGAACAAAACAAUUUUUGUACCACAUGUAAUCGGGGAUUCCCCUCUCGAAUAAGUUUUAAGACUCAUAAAAACUCACAUUGGGCUGAGAUUCGUAAGAAACGUGUCCGCUCUGAAGUCACGUUUUCUUGUGAAUUGUGCUCUGAACAAUUUAAAUCGAAAUUUUCCCUAAGAGAGCAUGUUGUGACGCAGCACGGAGAUAGGAUUCCAAAAUCCUUAGAAGGCGAUCCAACAUACCUUAAAUGUCGUUUUUGUCACAAUCAAUUUGAGAAACCAACGGAACGGUACCUGCACGAAAAAAGUCAUGCUAACGAACAAACUCCGUAUCGAUGCUCACUAUGUGCCCAGUCUUUUCCCAGGAGUUCGGGUCGUAGAAAUCAUGAGCUAUUUCACAGAGAAAAUGGGCCCGUUUUCUGCUCGCACUGUCCCAAAGCCUUCAGGAUUCAGGCGCAUCUUGAUCGUCAUACUAAACUUUUCCAUUCUCUGACAAAAUCCUUUUCAUGUGAAUACUGCAACAAAUCCUUCCGCAGGAACUCGUAUCUUGUUCACCACAAAUUUAGUCAUUCAAGACCUCAUAAAUGUGACGAAUGUGGCAAGCGAUUGGCUCAACUACGAAGUUUGCAUAGACAUAAGAAAAGACACGCGAAUCAACGAAAUCAUAAAUGUGAAACUUGCGAUAAAUUGUUCUCCAGUACCAGCGAUUUACAACGUCAUAUGACGGUACAUCUGGAUGUGUGGUUUCAGUGCCCCAACUGCGAAAGACGGUAUAAGGAGAAGAACGAUAUGACGGCUCAUUUGGAAACACAUGGAGGCGAGGAUACAAAUGACGGUACAAUUUGUGACGAUAAAUUCACUCAGGGAAGCGGAUUGCAUCCUCAGUUGCAAUCCCAUAGUGAUAAGUUAUAAUGUUGUACUCGCAAUGUUUUGUUAGAUUUAGUGAAUAAUUAUUUGUACGUAAAUUAAGAUAGAAAAUGGACUGCGGUUGAUUUCAAUAGAAUGGUGAUGGAGGAAAUAGUACAUACGAAAAUCACGAAACCACUUACACAAACCCCAGACCCCUCUGGACUUUUCAUAAAACAUUACUUUAUACUCGAA